Messenger RNA from Scophthalmus maximus (turbot), 4660 nucleotides. It is a transcript of the gene stxbp1a, whose product is annotated as syntaxin binding protein 1a. The record is from RefSeq and is a predicted model, not a curated record. Gene Ontology annotation, molecular function: syntaxin binding. The coding region runs from base 254 to 2071 and encodes 605 amino acids. Gene Ontology annotation, cellular component: plasma membrane; secretory granule. Gene Ontology annotation, biological process: intracellular protein transport; neurotransmitter secretion; vesicle-mediated transport. The transcript is spliced from 20 exons. Lineage: Eukaryota; Metazoa; Chordata; Actinopteri; Pleuronectiformes; Scophthalmidae.
GACCCGAUCCGGGACGUUCUGCGGUAAACCGUUUAUUAUAAAGAGAAUAAAAAACCGCAGUAGCAGUCCAACGCACCGAGACCCCCACCACCAAUGCAACGAGGGGGGAUGAUGCGGAAGGAUACGCGGUGACGUUGUUCCCCCACUGGAGGCUCCUCCGCGGCGGCGCGAGGUGAACGCAGAGAGGAGGGAGGACGGAAGGACGCAGAGAGAGAGAGAGAGAUCACUCGGUCCAGAACACAGCAGCAGCAUCAUGGCACCUAUCGGAUUAAAGGCGGUGGUCGGCGAAAAGAUUAUGAACGAUGUGAUCAAGAAGGUGAAGAAGAAGGGAGAAUGGAAGGCGCUGAUCGUGGACCAGCUGAGCAUGAGGAUGUUGUCGUCCUGCUGCAAGAUGACGGACAUCAUGACAGAGGGCAUCACCAUUGUGGAGGACAUCAACAAGCGGCGAGAGCCUCUUCCCAGCCUGGAGGCCAUUUACCUGAUUACACCCACAGAGAAGUCCGUCCAAACCCUCAUCGGCGACUUCAAAGACCCUCAUUCCGCCAAAUACAAGGCUGCCCACGUUUUCUUCACUGACACCUGCCCCGAUCCUCUGUUCAACGAGCUGGUGAAGAGCCGCGCCUCCAAAUCCACAAAGACUCUGACCGAGAUCAACAUCGCGUUCCUGCCCUACGAGUCUCAGGUGUACUCUCUGGACAACCCGGACGCCUUCCACAGUUUCUACAGCCCCCACAAGACCCAGCUGAAGAACCCGGUGAUGGAGAGGCUGGCCGAGCAGCUGGCCACGCUGUGUGCCACCCUGAAGGAGUACCCGGCCGUCAGAUACCGAGGGGAGUACAAGGACAACGCCACCCUGGCCCAGCUGGUUCAAGACAAACUGGACGCCUACAAGGCGGACGACCCCACCAUGGGAGAGGGUCCAGACAAGGCUCGCUCACAGCUGAUCAUCCUGGACAGGGCGUUCGACCCCGUCUCACCUGUCCUGCAUGAGCUCACCUUCCAGGCCAUGGGCUACGACCUGCUGCCCAUCGAGAACGACGUCUACAAGUAUGAGACCAGUGGCAUCGGAGACUCUCGUGAGAAGGAGGUGCUGCUGCACGAGGACGAUGACCUGUGGGUGAGCCUGAGACACAAACACAUAGCGGAGGUGUCCCAGGAAGUGACGCGACAACUGAAGGAGUUUUCUGCCAGCAAGAGGAUGAACACUGCUGGAGAGAAGACGACGAUGAGGGAUCUGUCCCAGAUGCUGAAGAAGAUGCCUCAGUACCAGAAGGAGCUCAGCAAGUACUCCACUCACCUGCAGCUGGCUGAGGACUGUAUGAAGCAUUACCAGGGAACAGUGGACAAGCUGUGCCGCGUGGAACAGGAUUUGGCGAUGGGAACAGACGCCGAGGGCGAGAAGAUCAAAGACCCGAUGAGGGCCAUCGUGCCCAUCCUGCUGGACGCCCACGUCACCACACACGACAAGAUCCGCAUCAUCCUGCUGUACAUCUUCCUCAAGAACGGCAUCACGGAGGAAAAUCUGAACAAGCUGAUCCAGCACGCUCAGAUUCCCCCUGAGGACAGUGAGAUCAUCACCAACAUGGCUCACCUGGGCGUCCCCAUCGUCACAGACUCCACCCUCCGCCGAGGAAAGAAGCUAGACAGGAAGGAGCGUGUGAGCGAGCAGACCUAUCAGCUGUCCCGCUGGACACCACUGGUCAAGGAUAUCAUGGAGGAUGCUAUUGAAGAUAAGCUGGACACCAAGCACUACCCCUACAUCUCCACUCGCUCCUCUGCCUCCUUCAGCACCACUGCAGUCAGCAGCGCUCGGUACGGCCACUGGCACAAGAACAAGACACCGGGAGAGUACCGCACCGGCCCGCGUGUCAUGGUCUUCAUCAUUGGCGGCGUGUCCUUCAGUGAAAUGCGCUGCGCCUAUGAGGUCACACAGGCCAAUGGGAAAUGGGAAGCCAUCAUCGGUGCCACCCACUUGCUCACCCCCACCAAAUUCUUAUCGGACCUGCAGCAUCCCGACUUCCGAGAGUCCACUAGGGUGUCCUUUGAGGACGCAGACCCCUCAGACGAGUGAGGCAGAGACAGAUUGGGAGGGAGGGAGAGAGAGAUCACACUGAACAAAGCUCGACCCACAUCUUCCCCCCCACAAGCCUGCUGGAGCAGCUCAAGACCAUGAACAAACCAGACGAAGAAGUGACGAGCUAAAAAUCUUCCAGCCGCAUCCCCCUCCCACUUAACCCCCACGACCUCCACCUCCACCCCAUCCCACCUCCAACCCGCCCUGAAACCCUGAAUCCAUUAAUUGUGUAUGCAUCUUGCUUGAAAAACAGAAAAGGAAAAAAAAAGACAUCUUAGAUGAUAAAAAAAAAAAUAUAUGUUGUAUCAAAGAAUAAAAUUGUUGCAAGUAUUCUCAUGUUUUACAAUGGAUGCAACUUAAAUUAACUUAUUUAAAAAGGUUUAAAUAUCAGAACAGAUGGCCAUUUAAAACUGAAAGUACCAAAAGUAACACUAUGCUAUGAAAACCUGCUAGGAUGUGUAAGAGGUUUUCUCUUGGUUUUUCCUUUCAAUCACUCCCUUUGGUGUGAGUUUGACUGGAAGCAGGUGGAGGAGGGAUGUGACGUUUGAGAGGUUGAUGUUGUAAAAAACAAAAACAAAAAAAACAUGCAAUAUAUAUAAUAUAAAUAUAUUUCACCGGGGAGGAGGAGGACCUAAUCCUUGCCCAUUUGACAUGUGCAUAUUCAGUAGCAUGCUUGGACUUUUGUGUGGACUGUCAAUGUGUUCGUAUCCAGUGUGGAUGUUCCAGGAGCUGCGGAGUUUAGCUUUUUCCCCAAAGAUGCUGAGCUUGAAUACUCCACCGAAAAAACAACAACUUUUGUUUUGAGUAUAUUAGAACGAAUUAACUGAAACUUUACAAACCGCUCCACUACACAUCGCUUCAUCUGUAAAUAGUUGGAGAUGUAAAUCUAAUGCAUUAUACUAAAAUAUCUUCAUAUUUAGUCUAAUAGUACUAAAUAUAUAUGAUAUAAGAUAUGAAUAUGACCACAAACAACAAAAGAAUUGUCAAGAUUUAAUGCUGCCUUCACGUAUUAGUCUGGAAUUCCGAGAAUGUCAUGUUCAAGUGCUUUGUUGUCGGAAAGAAUUGGAAAAAUGGCAAAUGUAAUAAUAAUAUUUGCACCGGGCUAGCAGACUUUAGUCCGUUUGUUAUGAGUAGAACGAUAAUUGUCGUUGGUCUAUGUCGUUUAAGAAUUAUCUCAGAGUUUCCCACUCGUAAUUACGACUAGAGGAAGCAUUCAUGUUCCAAUUUCCAAGUCGGCAUCUCGUAUUUACCACAAUUCCGAUACCACCUGAAGGCAGCAUAAGAAACGCUUACGUAAGGUAGAAUUUGAAUUAAUUAGAUCCAGGUGGCGCUUCCGGUUGUUGUCGCGCUACUGCUCUAGCUACAAACGGGAGUUGUCUUUUUCGGACUUAUUUUGGCGUCAAUAUAACGUCGUAACAUACUUGGCGCAUAUGUUUGACAACUGAGGAAGUGGACUGUGUUGUAGGAAUUGUUUUUGUGAACGUUUUGAUCGUUUUUUUCGCGGUGAAACCAUCGUGAAUCCAAGCUAGCAUUAGCAUUAGCUUGAGCCGCCGCCAUUUUCCAUCCUGUGGGAGUCAACACAGCAGGUGAGUGAUCGAUGCUCAAAACUUCGGUUGACAUUUCGGUGAAGUGUUCGUUUUUCAAAAAACUUGGCAGAGCCGACAAUGAAGAGAGCGAAGGAGCUCUGUGUGAAAAUAUAAAACAUAAACAUUUAAAAGAAGAGCAGACUCAUCCCUCCUCCGGCUGCCGAGACGUGUCAAAGUAUUUUUGACCUUCCACACAAACCCUUUUCUUUUUCCUCUCUCUGGCGAAGCUUCACGUGUUACUGUCUUCAAGGGGCCGUUGCUUGCUGUUCUAUAAUGAAUUCUGUUUUAAAAAAUAUAAAAAGGGGGGCCAGUCGUAUUUCAGUAUUGUAUCCUGUCAGAUCGUUUAAGUCUUCUCAUUGGUUCGUGACGGUGUUUGAACUGGGCCAUGCACUGAGUAGGUGUCGUGUGUAAAAUGCCAUAAUGUUGCUGUUGUUUAGCGUCUCUCGCUUGUUGACUGGUGACCUUUCUGACUGUGAAGUAGUGAUUUUACUUUUGAAACUUUUAAAAGACCGGGUGAAAGCCGCGUUGUUUGUGUGUGAUGUUUCUAGCCGUAGCUGUCUAGUGGGUCCACCGGGAAAAAUGGGAACUAUUAUCUCUAUUUUUCUUUUCUUCUUUGUCUGUUUCCUCCUGGUGCAAAGUAAGAACCCUAAAAGAAAACUUUAACCAUUUUCACUCCUCAGUUUCCCGCCGUUCUCUCCUCUUUGCCUCCAAGCGACUUGUAUAUUGCACUACUUGCGUUUUUCUGUGAUGCAAACGCUCGACUUUGUGUCAACAUUUUUUAUUAUGAUUUGCUGUUGUAUAGGGUUUAACUCUGUUAAAUCAAUUGAUUUAUAUCCAAAUAAUUUAUCAGAGGUGAGAAACAAAAGAAAUAUCAAUGAAACAUUUAGUCCGACUGUUUAACUUAUUGGAAUUGUUUGUUUGCCAAUGUUGAAGCACAAACAAUACUUCCACGUGUACCUAGUAUGUACUAAGGCUGUCUAAUAAAUUGGCUUCCAUUACA